Prorocentrum cordatum is the source of this 606-nucleotide messenger RNA. NCBI's taxonomy places the organism in Eukaryota, Dinophyceae, Prorocentrales, Prorocentraceae. The record is from the annotation of a GenBank genome assembly.
UCAAUGCGAAUGGCGCGCUGCUGCUAUGCUCAUUGGCGUUUGAACUUGGCGUUUCCUUGUGCUGGCACGCGGUCAAUGCCCGAAAUCACUGUGGACAUUCGCGCGCUCGUGCCAAGGCAAAAGCCAGUGGGCGCGUCGGCCCUUGGCGGCGCUGGCAAGAGCCCUCGGACCCGUGCUGGCAUUCCACCAGCUCGGCAGGCUCUGGAGAACCUGAGGUCGCGAGCACUGAGCUACAGCCAAAAACUGGUAGCAAGGAUGCGCGUGCGGCUGCGAGCCCCUUGGCCGCCCACGUCGAGGCUUUUUCUCUCGAGCGGGGCUGGGCGUCGAAAGCGGCUCAGGAUGACCGAAGAGGCACGGGUGCAAGGGCACCCUUGGAGGAGGAGCCUUACGUGUAGCCGAGUCGAGGGGCCCCGCGCCGCGCGGGGUCAGGCCCCGGCCUCGGCGAGGCGCGCCCGCCAGUGGUCCGCGGCCCACAGGGCGCUGCCGUCCGGGGUGUUGCAGAGGCCGGGCCCGCAGCGCGGCCGCCCUGCUCAGAGGAGCAAGGAUCGGGGAGACGUAAGACCUGGGUACGGGGGACUCGGAAAUCCCCCACGAGGUCGUCAAAAA